AUGACGAGUGCCUCACAUGCGCUCACUUGUUCUCCCACUUGUCACGCUCCAUGCACCCCACUCGAGUCGCCCCCGUGCAUGCUCGUGCUGUACCUCACGCGUCUCUCACAUGUUCGCAAAGGCGUUUCUGAGAAAGCCUCUCUUGAAUACACUGUCGCACGUACUCUCAUAAGCCUCCCGCAAGUCUCCUCAGUUACGCUCUCCUUCCUCUCUCACGCGCCUUCCGCGCAAGUCACAUUCGCGUUAUUCUCGUUUCACCCAUGCCUCCCACAGUCGCCACCGCAUCAUGCGCCUCUAACGCUCUUGCCCCGUCUCCGCUCUUAUUUUCCGCUCCCUUCCUUUUCCGCCCCCGCGUCGCCCCGCCAGGUGCCUCGGUGGAUCGCGUCGUAUUCAGCCGCGCCUGCUACAGUACCCGUUAUUCCCGCCGCAAUCGUCGCCGCCAAUCCGUUCCCCUUCCUUCCCGCUGCGCUCAAGCCGCUCCCGUUCUCCGCGCUACCCGCCGCCGCCACCGCCACGGCAGCCGCGACUACGCUGGCGCCCCUCACGACCUCCCUUCCGCUUUCUCCUCCGUCUUCCGCCCACCUUCCGCCUUCCGCCCCCCUUCCGCCUCCGCCGUUCUCGAAUCUCCCCUCAUCCGCGUCCGCCUAUACGUUUCUCCGCCCGCGCGCAACUUACGCCGUCGAGCGUGCCGUUCCCGAUGCCAACAACCCUUUUUCACCCUUCCCCGUCCCCGCGCAACAUCCAGGAAGCUUCAUCUGCCAUCCGCCGUUCUUCCCGGGAUAUCCCCCUCCGUUUCCGCCGACCCUUCUUGCCGCCGCAUCCGCGGAUGCCGCCGCCACUGCCACCGCCGCCGCCACCGCCGCCGCUCUUCCAUCAUUUGCGGAUGCGUCCCCAUUGGUUGUGAGGCCACGGCCUCGCAACGCGACAGUCUCCGCGCUGCCGCGAGUAACAUCCGGCGAAUCAGAACCCGGUCGCAUGAUGUCCGACGACAAUGCCGCACUCCACGGCGCGAAUCCCGCCGCAUUCGACGACGCAGGUCCCGUGGAGGUUGCCGCUGCUGCCGCCGGCGCCGAGCUGGGCGCGCACGAGCUCUCCGCGAUUCGCGCGGUGAUGAUGCGACACGAAGCCGCGUUUCGCGCGCAAGUUGCGGAUCUGCACGCGAUUUGCGCCGUACAACGCGGGCUCAUGACGGCGACAAUGACUCACCCCUCCGACGAAGCACCGGGUAGCGCGGCGGCAGACGCGGCUUGUAAAGAGGCACCGAGGGGCGAGAGGAAAACUGCAGCGACCGUUGGGAGAGGGGAUGCAGGGAACGGUGAUUUGCGGGGAGACUCGGUAGGCGGGGAGGCGAGCGCGCAUCAUAUGGCGGAACAGGAUAGCCGUCGGCGGAAAGCGGCAAACCGCGCGGGUGCGCUUCUUUUCGAUUUGGAGCAGCUUCCUGGAAAUGACGAGGGGGAGGAGGCCGACGAGGGGGAGGAGGACGGCGGAGGAGGGGGAGAACGGGAACUCAUGCGCUCGAGACGCACGCGCUUCGUCGAUCGCGUCGCCUACGCCGCUACUAACUCCUGCGCCUGCGUCGCGGACGCCGCCGUCUUCCGCCGCUCCCACGUCUCCGCGCGCGCCCUCCGGCGUCGGAGCUCUGCCGCUGCCAGUCCGCGCGCCAGCUGCAGCAGCGGCGGGCGCAACAUUCUCCGCGGACUCAAGCGCGGGCAGUCACGCCGGGCGCUGCCGCGGGGGAAGGCGGAAGCGACAAACCCCGUGUGA
This is a messenger RNA of Closterium sp. Yama58-4, 1764 nucleotides long. Lineage: Eukaryota; Viridiplantae; Streptophyta; Zygnematophyceae; Desmidiales; Closteriaceae. The record is from the annotation of a GenBank genome assembly.